This is a messenger RNA of Cotesia congregata, 2727 nucleotides long. The record is from the annotation of a GenBank genome assembly. Lineage: Eukaryota; Metazoa; Arthropoda; Insecta; Hymenoptera; Braconidae.
AUGACGGGCUCGGCACGUCUGAGACCCGUUGUCGUGGUGGGCCUCAUACUUGCUCUUCUAGCUGUCGCCUUACGGGAAGUGCAAGGUGAUGAUCAGCUGGAUGUAUCUGAAGUUCAGUGUCGACCUUUUAUCGAAAAAGCUUUGAAAGAUCUUGGAACAGGUAAAGUUCAAGAGUUUUUGGUUUUUGGUUUUUAUUUUGAGAUUUUAAAGGGUUGGUUGGUUUUUUUUAUUGUAGGUAAUGUUGAAGAAGGUAGUAGAGAAGAUGAUGGACAAGGUAGUGAUCAGGGAGGAAGUUAUGAAGAACAAAGUGAUGGAAAAGAAGAUGAUAAAAGUGAUGGCCAGAGUGGAGAGCAAACUGAUGGUCUAAGUGGAGAACAAACUGAGGGUCUAAGUGGAGAACAAAUUGAAGCAGCUGAUGGCCAAAGUGAAGAAAAAUCUGAUGUAGGUGAUGGUCAAAGUGAAGAAGAAAAAACUGAAGCGACUGAUGAAACGACAGAUGGUCAAAGUGAAGAAAAAUCUGAUGUAGGUGAUGGCCAAAGUGAAGAAGAAAAAGUUGAUGGUCAAAGUGAUGAAGAAAAAACUGAUGGUCAAAGUGAAGAAGAAAAAACUGAUGGUAAAAGUGAAGAAGAAGUAACUGAUGGUAAAAGUGAAGAAGAAAAAGCUGAUGGCCAAAGUGGAGAAACUCAAGAAGUUCAAGAUCAAGCUGAUGAACCUGACCACAAAGAAGGAAGUGAAGAAAGUACGACAGAAAUACCUGAAUCUGGUGAACAAAGUGAAGAUAAUAAGGAAUCAGUAGAACAGAGUACUGAAAAAUCUGACGAGCCUGAACAAGAGUCUAAAGAAGCUGAUAAAGUAGAUGAAAGUCAGGAAAAUACUGAAACAGAAACUACCGAAAUCGAGAAGGACGAAACCGCAGAAAAAUCUGACGAGGUUGUAGAACCAGCUGACGAAAUCGAUUCAAAAGAAACUGAGCAAGAAAACACUGAGAAAAAUAAAUCCGAGGAAACUGGUGAUGCUGAAAAAAGUGAAGAAACAGGUGAACAAGAUAAAACUGAGGAAAUCGUUGCCGAGUCUGGAGAAACUGGGGAAACUAAGGAAGAAGUUGACACUACUGAAGAAGCUAAGAGUGAAGAAGCUAAGAGUGGAGAAGCUAGCGCAGAGGAUACUAAAGAAAAUCAAUCUGUAGAGGAGGUUGUCGAGUCUGAAGAAGUUAAAGUUUCUGAAGCUGAGAAAAGCGAUGAGAAUACAGUUGAGGAGGGAAGUGAAGAAAAGAAAGAAAGUGAGGAAAAAGGUGAAGAAAACGAAGUGUUAUCACGUGAGAAAAGGGAUGUAGGAGAAGAAAGUGCUGAAGGCGAGCAAGAAAAGUCAGAGGAAGAAGCUGCUCAAGGCUCUACUGAAGAUGGUGAAGAACCAUCUCCUGAAGAAGACUUGAUCCAAGAAAUAGAGAUCCCUGAAAAUCUGAGGUCUCGUGAUCACAUUAACCAGAUCUUGAGGCUGGACCAAGAAAAUGAAGAAAAAGAAGCGGCUAUUGCUAAAGCCGCUGAUGUUGUUCUUAAAGAAUUGAAGCGGUUGUAUGACACAGCUAUUCAGCCAUUGGAAACUCUGUACAAGUACCGAGAUCUCAGUAAUCGUCACUUUGGAGAUCCGGAGAUAUUCUCAAAGCCACUGAUUCUCUUUAUGGGCCCUUGGAGUGGUGGAAAAUCUUCCAUUAUUAAUUAUCUCCUUGAUAAUGAGUACAAGACCACCGCACUCAGAACUGGCGAUUCGCAAGAGUGCUCUGAAGAGUCUUGCGAAUCGCCAAUUCAAACUGAUCCAGGAGCGGAGCCAUCACCGGCGUACUUUAACAUUGUCAUGCACGGAGAGGAAGAAGAAGUGUUGGAUGGAACUCAGUUGGCUGCCGACUGGACCUUUUCUGGUCUCCAGAAGUUCGGGCAAGGACUCCUGGACCGCUUGAGAGGCUUGAAGCUCAACAAUAAAUUAUUGGAAAAGGUGAACAUCGUUGAGAUUCCAGGAAUUUUGGAGAUCAGAAAGCAAGUACAAAGACUCUUUCCGUUUAAUGAUGCCUGUCAAUGGUUCAUUGACAGAGCAGAUAUCAUUUUCUUGAUCUACGAUCCGUCUAAAUUGGACGUUGGGCCAGAAACUGAGGCAAUUUUGGAUCAACUUAAAGGACGAGAGUACCAAACAAGAAUUGUUCUCAACAAAGCUGACCAAGUGAAGCCAGAAGAAUUGAUGAGGGUCCAAGGUGCUCUGAUCUGGAACAUUUCUCCUCUUAUGUCAAGCGCAGAGCCGCCUGUUAUGUACUCGACGUCUCUUUGGUCCAUGCCAUACGAAGCUGGCGCUCCAACUCGUCUUCUCUAUGCUCAAGAACGCGCAUUUUUGAGGGACUUGCGAUCGGCUAUCGACAAGAGAACCUUCUUCGGUAGCAAAAAAGACAUAAGCGACAGAAUAAUCGAAAACCCUCAAGAGUACCACAUCUACGAAGGACUUAGCACGCUGACAAAUAUCUCCCGAUAUGACUUGCCAGAUCCUGACGUGUACCGCGACUUCUUCCGACUGAACCAGCUGUACGACUUCCCGUUGCUGAGUUCAACGUGCACGUACUUCCGUGGGUGUCCCAUCAACAGGCUCGACGUGGCCAUUGCCUACGACCUGCCCGAGCUGGUAGGAAAAUACAAGAAGGCUGUUGAAGCAGCGGUACACGAAGACGACAAGCCUCCAGCAAGUUGA